This is a messenger RNA of Penicillium manginii, 612 nucleotides long. RefSeq lists its product as uncharacterized. Gene Ontology annotation, molecular function: ubiquitin conjugating enzyme activity. Gene Ontology annotation, biological process: proteasome-mediated ubiquitin-dependent protein catabolic process; protein polyubiquitination. The record is from RefSeq and is a predicted model, not a curated record. Lineage: Eukaryota; Fungi; Ascomycota; Eurotiomycetes; Eurotiales; Aspergillaceae. The transcript has 4 exons. Bases 1 to 612 code for a protein of 203 amino acids.
AUGGCUGAACGCAUCCUCAUGAACGAGUUUCGCACCCUUUCCAAGGAGAAAUGGGUCAAUAUCGAGCUACACCACGAAAAUAUCUUCAAGUGGGAUGUCGCACUGAUCGUACUGAACCAAGACUCUCUGUACCAUGGCGGCUAUCUCAAGGCCUCGAUGACCUUCCCACAGAACUACCCAUACUCCCCUCCAGUACCGCUCUACCACCCAAACAUAUACGCGGACGGGCGGCUCUGCAUUUCCAUCCUGCAUCCCCCAGGCGAAGACGAAAUGUCCGGUGAACUGGCCGCUGAGCGCUGUCUCCUCCCCGCGAAUGUCGACGCUGCAGUCAUGCUGCGCAAGAACCCGACCAAGUACCACGCUACCGUCAAGGCCAACGUAGACGGAUCCCGAAAGCUGGCCCCUCCCGGUUUCACGAUGCCCGUGGAAGAAGCCCCAUCGCGUGACGUGGAAAAGGACGACGACGAUUUCUGGAUGGAUAGCGAUGUUGACAGCGAUCCUUUCGGCGGCAGUGACUCGGACGAGGAUAUGGAUCAAAUAAGUGCCAGUGAAGACGAUGAUGACGACGAUGAUGAUGACAGCGAAGAUGCGGCCGAAAGUCACCAGCGGUGA